Messenger RNA from Saccharomycopsis crataegensis, 1578 nucleotides. RefSeq names its product glucan 1,4-alpha-glucosidase (gene SGA1). The record is from RefSeq and is a predicted model, not a curated record. Lineage: Eukaryota; Fungi; Ascomycota; Saccharomycetes; Ascoideales; Saccharomycopsidaceae. Gene Ontology annotation, molecular function: glucan 1,4-alpha-glucosidase activity. Gene Ontology annotation, cellular component: fungal-type vacuole. The transcript has a single exon. Gene Ontology annotation, biological process: polysaccharide metabolic process. Bases 1 to 1578 code for a protein of 525 amino acids.
AUGCUACUCACCUUGCUAUUAUAUUUCACAACAGUCUAUGCCUUGGUCAUACCAUCAGUGGUGGUCCAACCUCAAGACGUUUUACAAAGCCAUCGUUCUCGACCUGUUGAUGUCUCGUCUUUAAUUGAUAGAAAUGAUUUUGAUUCCUGGAUCGCUGUCCAGCCAAACAUAUCCAUCGACCAUAUAUUGGAUAACAUUGGAGGUCCUUGCUCCUUCAAUAAUGAUAAUGAUCACCUUCCUCCAGGAGUUGUGGUUGCUGCCACUUCGAUAAAAGAUCCUAACUAUAACUACCAAUGGAUCAGAGAUGCUGCUAUAACCAUCGACACGUUGAUAACACAUUUGAAUGACAUUGGUUUUGCAAACCAUUCUAUUGCUCGGACCAUCGAGAAUUAUAUAAGCAACAGCUACCUUGUGCAGAGAGCUACAAACCCAAGUGGUGGCUUCAACUCUGGUGGCCUUGGAGAGCCAAAGUUCAAUAUUGAUAAUACGCCAUUUACCGCUGACUGGGGGAGACCCCAAAAUGACGGCCCCGCUCUCAGGUCAAUCACCAUUAUGAAUUACCUAAACUUGGUUAAAAAGUACAAUAAUGAUACGUUGUUGUCGAUUUCUGAUGGAAACGUUUAUUACAAUUCUACUAAAGAUAUUUACACCAACAUCAUUAAACCUGAUUUAACAUACAUCAUUCAACACUGGAAUACAAGGGGAUUUGAUUUAUGGGAAGAAAUUAACGGAGUUCAUUUUUUCACAAGCUUGUCCCAAUUCAAAGCCCUCAAAAAAGGUUUAAUUAUGGCAAAACAUUUUAAGGAUUAUAAGUUUAUGGAAAAGUUGAAUGCAAUCACCAUCAGGAUCCAAAAUUUCAUAUGGUUUGACUCUGGUUUUAUUGAUAAGGAUUUUCAUAGAAUAUAUGAAAAUCCAAAUUUUGAUCAUAAAUAUGGGUUGGAUAUUGCCACAAUCAUUGCUUCCUUGUCUUGCCAUGCCUACUCCAAUGACCUUGAUGAUAACUUAGGUUUUGAAAUACCAUUCGAUGUUGAUGAUUCAUAUGUGUUGAACUCGAUAUACGGUUUCAUCAAGGACCAAAAUAGAAGAUAUUCUGUAAAUCAUGAUGAGGAUAAAUUAGGAAUUAGUUUGGGGAGAUAUCCCAAUGACGUUUAUGAUGGUGUUGGAACAUCACUUGGUAACCCAUGGUUCUUAUCGAAUGCCUAUGCUAGUUUAUUUAUUUAUAGAAAGUUGUUUAAACUUUUGCACUAUGAGGAAGAUUUGGUCAUUUCUAAUAAGAAUUUCGAAUUUUACAAUGAUUACAUUUAUGAUUUAUCAAAUAUCAGUGAAGACUAUACGAAAUUUGACUUUGUGGUGAUAAAUUAUAGAUCUAGCGAGUUCAAUAUGAUGGUGAACAAUUUGUUCAGCUUUGGUGAUUCUUUCCUCAAGGUUGUAUUUGCUCAUAUCACUGAGGAUGGAGAAUUAAGUGAGCAAUUUAAUAGGGAUACAGGAUUUUCUCAAGGGGCUCAAAAUUUGACCUGGAGCUAUAGUAGUGUUUGGAAUGCUCUUAGAGAGAGGAGCAUUAUUGACUCACUUCUUUGA